GGAGGGCUGCCCUGCCCCGGGAAACUGUGUGGAGACAAGGAUAAACCGAGAAGGUCCUUGCCCACCUCUGGCUCCUGAAGGGGAGCGUUGUGGGGUGCAUCACCCCAGAGCUGGCUGCCCUCCACGUGUGCUGCCUCGCUAGAGCUUUUAAAUCAUUUUGCUUCCCCUCUGGACACCGGCAUCUGUGCCCCCGGCAGCCUGUGAAGCUCAGGGGGAUGCUGACUCUUCAGAAACCCUGGCUGAAAUCUGCAAAGAGGGGCAUGGGGAGAGAUGACAGACCUGCUGGGAGAUGCCGGAUUAGUCUGCGGUCAGACGGACUAAACCAACACCACUAGCAAGAUAAGCAUCUUGCUGGCCCUGCCCAGCCACCUUUUGUGUUACGGAGGAGGCUUCCCCGCCUCCCCUGUCUCCCCCCACCAGUGUUUCAUUGUGGGGCCACCACCGGCGGCACAUAAAUAGAGGGCCCAGGCGGGCUGCGGGGCGAAGACCGGAGACGCCGCUCAGGGUCCCGCACCGCACCCCAGCGCCCGUCCCGCCCGGCCGGCCACCCUGCAGAAGCAUGGCUCUCGCCGGCGCCCUUCGCCUGUCGCUCGCCUGCCUCCUGCUCUGCGCUGCGGCCCCAAAACCCACGUGCGACCCCGGCACCUGCGCCCCGUGCCCCGAGGGGGACGUGGAGGGGCUGACCGCCGCCGGGAGCUGCUGCCCCCCCUGCCCCCCUCCCUGCGCCUGCCCCCCCUACCUGGAGAGCGACUGCGAGAUGCAAGGCUUCGCCAGCGGCCACGUCCCCGUCGGCCGCUCCUUCUACAUUGACUUUGCCCGCAAGCUCUGCACCUGCCAGCCUGGCGGGGACAUCACCUGCGCCCCGCUGUGCCCCCGCCUGCCCCCCACCUGCCAGGCCGUGGGCAGCCCCGUGGCCGACGGCUGCCCCCGCUGCGUCUGCUACGACGAGGAGGAGAUGGCGGUGCCCGCCGGCACCGUCACCACCCGGGGUGCCCAGAUUUGCACCUGCCCCCCCCAGGGGGGCCGGCUGCAGUGCAGCGGUGGCCAGAGCAAGGAGUGAACCUCUCGUCUCGGCCGGCCGAGGGCAGGAGGACAGGGAAGCUUCUCGGGCAGCAGAAGGCUUUCUGCACCGUGGGGCGUCCUCGCUGAAAAGGGUUAAAUGCUUCAGACUGUCCUAGAGGACUUGGCGAUGAAUACGGCCGUGCCACGGAGCGCUGGAGAGAUGCCGCAUUGUAUGUCAUUUAUACGCCAGGGCAAAGUGUCUAUAGCGGGUGAGCUUGCUUUGUUGUAAGGUUUGUUCCAUGGCGGUGGGCUGUGAGAGAUUAGAUUGCUGCUAGCAUGUAACUGAAACAACGCAGUUAUUUAUUUAUUUGUAAGAUGAUUGGGCUUUCGUACGUGUUUAUGUUUAUAUAGUGCGUUUAUAUAACUUGCUGGAUAAACUUCCUCCCGGGAGCGAGGUUUUCGCUUCCUAUAAUUCCAUCAAGUUCAAAGCGGUGGCACCAAAACUAGAAGAUUGGCUGACAUUCCCCAAUCAGGCUUUUUUUGAGGUGGGAGGAGUAAGUGGGUUAGCACAUGGCUGUGUUCUUAGGAGGAGGCAAGCCCCUCUCGCGCCUCCAUCCUCCAGAGCAAACCCUUGAAGACUCACGUAAGGAUGUUGGCAGCCAAAGCUCGAUCCUUCACAGCCACCUCGAUGAAUCAGUUACCCAGGGCUGACCCUGUUGUCAGUCCCUGCUGUGUCCCGGUUCAGCAGGAAUACCCCAAAUUGCGUGUCAGUGACUCUGUCCUCCUCACUCUUGCUCUCCCCUUACCACUGCUGGAGACAUAGGAUAUGGCUGAACUGCAUCUUCCGAAUGCUUUGACAUAUAUAGAUAUAUACACACAUAUACAUAUAUGUACAGGGAGACUGUAAUAAAAAACACAGCUUCAUCAGGCUGAGACGUUAACAAGUGUUAAUGGUGUUCCUUCAAGGUGUUGAAUAAAAU
Messenger RNA from Harpia harpyja (harpy eagle), 1982 nucleotides. Its product is annotated as fibulin-2-like. Bases 560 to 1060 code for a protein of 166 amino acids. The record is from RefSeq and is a predicted model, not a curated record. NCBI's taxonomy places the organism in Eukaryota, Metazoa, Chordata, Aves, Accipitriformes, Accipitridae. The transcript is spliced from 2 exons.